AUGUCUGCUGUUCCAGGCCCCGUCUACGGACUCGAGGUCCCUCCUGGCGAGAUCCUGAUCCCAGCCUCAAUGGACUUCCCUGCUUCCUUCCGUAUCACCAUGGCUGCUGUGGAUCCUACUGAAGAGCCUGAGGCUGAUGCUGAGGGCAAGAUCCCCGACGUCCCUCGAUCUACCCUGCGCCUGGUCAAGACCGCCUUCCCUGGUCUUGAGGAUGACGACGAGGAUGACGAGAUUGACGAGGAGAGCCUUCGGGAACUCAUCGCCAAUGCCAACGAGAGCGACGAUGAUGAGGAUGAUGAGGAGGCCAACGGCGGACCCAGCGACCCUGCCAAGGUCAAGAAGCAGAAGCAGGCCGCUGCUAUCAAGAAGCUCCUUGAGGCCACCCAGGACGAUGAUGAGGAGAUGGAGGAUGCCAAGCCCAAUGGCAAGUCAAAGGGUAAGGGCAAGGCCGUCAAGGAGGAAGACUCCGAGGAGGAGGACUCUGAGGAUGACGACUCCGAGGAUGGCGGUGACCUUGAGAACUUUGUCAUCUGCACUCUCGACACAUCUAAGAACUACCAACAGCCUCUCGACAUCACUGUCAACCACGGCGAGAAGGUAUUUUUCCUUGUUACCGGUACUCACACCGUUUAUCUUACUGGUAACUACCUCCUUCCUGAUGACGAUGAGGACGAUGAGGACGAGGACGACUACGACCUCUCUCCUGAUGAGCUCGAGUACGCCCUGGGUGGGGAGAUGAGCGAGGAUGAGAGCGACGAUCUCGAUGACAUUGAUGACCCCCGUAUCACUGAGGUCGACAGCGAGGAGGAGGCCCCCAAGUUGGUUGAGACCAAGAAGGGCAAGAACAAGCGCGCUGCCGAGUCCCUGGACGAGCAGAUCGCCCAGGCUGACGAGGCUAAGCUCUCCAAGAAGCAGCAGAAGAAGCUCAAGAACAACAAAGGCGAGGCCAUUGCUGCUGAAGAAAGCAAGGCCGAUAAGAAGGUCCAGUUCGCUAAGAACCUUGAGCAGGGUCCUACUGGCUCUACCGCCAAGAAGGCCGAGACUGGUGUUAAGGUUGUUCGCGGUGUGACUGUUGAUGACCGCAAGAUCGGCAAGGGCCGCGCCGUCAAGGAGGGCGACACUGUUGGUGUCCGCUACAUCGGCAAGCUUGAGAACGGACAAGUCUUUGAUGCCAACAAGAAGGGUAAGCCCUUUGCUUUCAAGGCUGGAAAGGGCGAGGUCAUCAAGGGCUGGGAUAUCGGUGUCGUCGGUAUGGCCGUUGGCGGUGAGCGACGACUGACGAUUCCUGCCAAGCUUGCUUACGGUUCCAAGAGCCUGCCUGGUAUCCCUGGCAACAGCACACUCGUCUUCGACGUGAAGCUCCUUGAGAUCAAGUAA
Molecule: messenger RNA, 1377 nt
Organism: Clonostachys rhizophaga
Lineage: Eukaryota; Fungi; Ascomycota; Sordariomycetes; Hypocreales; Bionectriaceae
Source: the annotation of a GenBank genome assembly